AUGCCUGUGGUUGAUCUCGAUCACUCGCAGCGGCAGGUGCAACUGUCGGUGGAUGAGGCGCUCACGGCCUGUGGCGAGUUUUCGCGCGGCCAACAACUGCAGCUCCUGCUGGUCGGCGCCUCCUGGUGCUUGGCGGCGCUGCACACGCUUGUGGCCACUGUGACGUCCUGCUUCGACCCGCUGCGGCGGCCCGGCGAGGUGGUGUGCGUCAAGCCGGACGAUGCCGCCUGCACCGCCGCCCUGGCCCAGGGCAACGUUUGCAGCCUGCCGCGUGAGGCCUGGCAGUGGAGGGAGACGGGCGGCUCCCUGGUUUCCGAGUUCGACCUGAUCUGCAGCCGCCGCUGGCUGCUCUACUUCCAGACCUCCGCAUACUUCGUCUCGCUGCUGGCGGGGUGUGUGGCGUGGCAGGUGUCUGCCGAGCGAUACGGCCGCCGCCGGCUGCUGUACACCGGGGCUGGUCUGUGCGGCGUGGCCAGCCUCAUGGCCUCCACCGCCCCCUCCCUCUGGACCUACCUGGCCUUCCGCUGCGCCAGCGGCGCCGCCAGCGGCGGCAUGGCGCUGGCCGCCUUUGUGCUGGCCACCGACCUGGCGGGGCCCGGCUGGCGCGGCUUUGUGGGCCUCCUCAUCAACCACUUCUUCUCGGUGGGCGCCUGCGCGGCCACGCUGCUGGCGUGGUGGGUGCCCAGCUGGCGCUGGCUCACCUUCCUGUGCGGCCUCCUCUCCCUGGCCUACCUGGCCACCUGGUCCCUGGUCACAGAGAGCCCCCAGUGGCUGCUGCUGCACGGCCGCAAGGGCGAGGCCACCGCAGCGCUGGCUGCCAUCGCGUUUGCCAACGGCACGCGGCCGCCGGAGCAUCCGCUGGCAGAUCCCACGGCGGUGCUGGGCAACACGCAGCGCAGCCUGCGCGACGUGCUGGGCUCCAGCCGCCUGCGCCACCGCCUGGUGCUGCUGGGCGGCGCCUGGUUUGCCGCCGCCGCCGCCUACUACGGCCUGCUGCUCAUGGCCGACGGCAUCAGCGGCGGCGGCGCCUCCAGCGACGAUUCCGUCUACGUCACGCUGCUGUCAGCCUUUGCCUACGAGGUGCCCGGCAUCGCGGCGGCGGGCCUGGCGGUGGAGCGGGCGGGGCGCAAGGCAACCACGCUGGCAGCGCUGCUGCAGGCCGGUGUGUGCCUGGUUGUGUCGGCGCUGGCGCGCGGCACAGCCCAGAGGGCGCUGGUGGUGGCGGCCAGGUUUGGCCUUGCAGCGGCGUUUGCGUCCCUGUACCUUCACACCGCUGAACUGUUUCCGCUGAUGGUGCGUGAGCACGGGCUGGCAGCCGCCAACGUGUUUGCCCGGCUGGGCGCGGGCGUCUCGCCGCUCUUUGCCUUCCUGCAGUACCAGCUGCGCAGCGGCUUUGUGCCGCUGCUGGUGCUGGGCUGCCUGUGCCUGGCGGCGGCGUUCCUGGCGGUGCUGCUGCCCGAGACGCUGGGGGAGAAGGCGUCCGAGACGAUCCAGGAGCUGAAUGUGAUGCUGUCGAUGAGGCGGCGCCGCUCCUGGCGCGUGGCCCUGGCGAGCAUGCUGCGCCCCAGCACCAGCCAGCCCUCCCUGCAGGCGCGGUCCUCCUCCCUGCAGCAGCAGCAGCAGCCCGAGGAGAUGUACGUGGCGGCGGCGCUCCCGCAGCGCACCGAGUAG
Chlorella variabilis is the source of this 1671-nucleotide messenger RNA. RefSeq lists its product as hypothetical. Gene Ontology annotation, biological process: transmembrane transport. The record is from RefSeq and is a predicted model, not a curated record. The transcript has 9 exons. Gene Ontology annotation, cellular component: membrane. The coding region runs from base 1 to 1671 and encodes 556 amino acids. Gene Ontology annotation, molecular function: transmembrane transporter activity. NCBI's taxonomy places the organism in Eukaryota, Viridiplantae, Chlorophyta, Trebouxiophyceae, Chlorellales, Chlorellaceae.